AUUAUCCGUUCAUACUCUCUUAGUAUAAAUCAUCUUCUCUCAAAUUUCUUUAAUAUCAUCUCAAAUUUUCACUGUUCUUUCACCAAAAAACAUUUGGGUCAGUGGAAACGAAGCGAAAUCAACAUAGCUGGCUGGUGGGGAUCGUAAACCCCACAUAGCCGCUGCUUUGAAUUUCCCCUUUUCUUUUCUCUUCGUGUUCUUGUUUAAUCAAGAUUCUUCAGAAAAUGGCUUAGUGAUUUGAACACAGCCAAGAUGCUCUGUACACGACAGAGAUGAACGAACCCACCCAUUCUUUCAAGUUGCAGUAGCAGACAACACUAUUUUGCUGCUUUACAGCCCACACAUUACUCAACAAAAACAACAAUAUAUAUCAAAUUUCAAUCCACUUUUUUCUAUUUCUCUCUCUACAUUAUCACUUUCUUUGUUCUUAGUCAUCAUUGAUCGUUUUUUCUUCCUUCCAUUUGAGUUUUCACCACAUGGGUUUUGUUCACUGAUCGUUUUGGGGUUUUGGGUUCUUAUUAAUCUUGUUUUUGAGGUUUGAAAUUGAGUUUAGUUAGUAAAAUUAGAUUAAAUUACCUCUGUUCUUUCUCUCUCUAGGUACAUUAUUACUCUUUUGUUGUUAUUGAUAUUGAUAUUGAUCCAUUUUCUUCCUUCAAUUCGAGUUUUGGUCACAUGGGUUUUGUUUCUUUGGUUGUUUUAUCAAAAGGGUAGGCCGGGUUUUGAUCUGAUUUUGAUUUUGUUUUUGUUUUUGGUGGCGUUGAAAUUUUAGAAUCGUGGGUUUUGUGGGUUUGUUCUUAUGGUUUUUUAAUUUGGGUUGGUUUGGUGGAGGGGAAAACGAAGCAAUAAAAACUUUGAGAAAUUGUUGUCGGCGCGAGGUCACUUUCUGUCGGCAUUGUCUGUAGCCAAUGAUGCAUUUGGUAUUAAUUGAACCAAAAAGUACUCUCCCCGUUGUUUCUGUUGCUGUUUAGCCGAUUUCGUCAUCUUCUUCCUUCGAUUUCAACUAAGAUAUUUGCAGCAAGUGAUGAUCGGCCGCCAUUUUUGUGGUUUUUGAGUUCUUUGAUCCUCCAUUUUUGAAUGUGGGUUGAAUUUCAUCAGCUUUUCUCAUCCUUUACUGGAAAGAAACCUGUUCUUCAUUUGCUGAUUGUCAAAUGACGCAACGUUUUCAGAAGAUCUGCAGCUUUUUCCAUAGCUUCUUCACGAUUUCAGGUUCAAUGUAUAAGAGUGUGUAUAGUCAUUGUUAUACUGUAAAAAAGCAUCAACGGUGAAGGGAAGAACUCACAUGAGAUGUCAAGGAUCCUAGCAGCAAUAUUAGGAGGUUCUGCAGGAGCUGUGGCAUUGGUGGGAUUGAUUAUUGUGCUUAUAAGAUUCUUAGCUCGCUCGAGAAACGCUGCAAGAACAUCGGAGACUGGCUCGUCGGAUCCUUCUAUUCAAGUGGGAAGACAUGUCGGGAUCGAGUUGUCUCUACGGGAUGCUAGGCGUUUCGAGAUGGCAGAGUUGGUGUUAGCCACUAAUGAUUUCAGCGACAAGAACUUGAUUGCUGAAGGGAAGUUCGGGGAGGUCUAUAAGGGCAUGCUUCACAAUGGGAUGUUCGUCGCUAUCAAAAAACGGCACGGAGCGCCUAGCCAGGACUUUGUGGAUGAGGUACACUACCUCUCGUCUAUUCGACAUCGAAAUCUUGUAACUCUUUUAGGCUACUGCCAGGAAAACAAUCUACAGUUUCUCAUCUUCGAUUACAUACCGAACGGAAGCGUUUCUAACCACUUAUAUGGCACCGAGCAGCGUUCGGCUGAGAGGCUCGAAUUCAAGAUCAGACUCGCAAUAGCUCUGGGGGCAGCUAAAGGUCUGUCGCAUCUUCACUCCAUUACCCCUCGUUUGAUACACAAAAACUUCAAGACGUCCAACGUACUCGUAGACGAGAACUUUAUAGCUAAAGUGGCCGAUGCAGGACUUCACAAUGUCAUGGGACGAUCUAGCGUUUCGGAAUCAUCGUCUCGAGCAACAACGGAUGAGAUAUUCCUCGCUCCCGAGGUAAAAGAGUUUCGACAAUUCUCUGAAAAGAGCGACGUAUAUAGUUUCGGCAUAUUCCUUUUGGAGUUGGUAAGCGGUCAAAAAGCGUCGGAUGCACCUGUUUCCAAUCCAAAUUAUACUCUGGUUGAUUGGAUACAAAGCAAUCAGAAAAAGAACGAUAUUGGUAGCGUUAUGGAUCCGAGGUUGGGGAAGAAGAGCUUCACGGAGGAAGGUAUGGGUGAAGUGAUGCAUUUGAUCGCUCAAUGCGUCGGGUACUCGAGCGAGAGGCGGCCGGUGAUGAGCUAUGUGGUGAUGGAGCUUGAAAGGAUACUGGAGAAGGAGAUGAACUUGACAACAGUGAUGGGAGAAGGGAGCCCAACGGUUACUCUUGGAAGUCAGUUGUUCAAAGCCACAAAGUAAAAGGGAAAACACAGGCUUGUUUAUGUUUAGUUCUUUAUUAUUAUUAUUAUUAUUUUUUAAAUAUUAAAUUCCCUUUUAAAUUUCCCUCCACAUCAGAAAAUAUGAGCAACAGACCUCAGCUGUUGUAAGUGUAUAAAAAAGAAACAGCUGAAUCAUUCUUUUUU
Molecule: messenger RNA, 2591 nt
Organism: Cucurbita moschata (crookneck pumpkin)
Lineage: Eukaryota; Viridiplantae; Streptophyta; Magnoliopsida; Cucurbitales; Cucurbitaceae
Product: proline-rich receptor-like protein kinase PERK3
Exons: 9
Coding region: 1285-2427 (380 amino acids)
Biological process (GO): protein phosphorylation
Molecular function (GO): protein kinase activity; ATP binding
Source: RefSeq, a predicted model, not a curated record